GGGAACUUACUGAAGUAACUGAACCUCAAAACGCAUAAACCCUCUCACCAGAACCCUAGUGUAGAAGACAAUUCAACAGUGAUUUUGCUUUGCAGGCGACAGAGAAAAUGAGAGGCAAUUCAGUUUCAAUUGUGUUGCGAAGAUUUCUUCUUCAACGCCCAGUUUCAUUUCUGGGUUCUUCACAAUCACAGCUGAAAAAACCCCUAGUUUCAACUUCAAAAUCAUUCUCAUCAUCAACCUCUGUAAUUCCCAAAAUACCCAUUUCCAGUCAUGGUAUUUCCACCUCCUCCACUCAAAAGUUCCCAUUUUUUCAGCUCCAGAGAACCCUCUGCUCAUCCCCAGAUGGUUCCUCCAAUAUUGUCCUCAUCAAGUCAGGAGAAGAGUUUAAUACUUCACUUAGCAAAGCUAAAGAUGAAUCUAUGCCGGCAUUAUUUUAUUUCACUGCUGUAUGGUGUGGGCCCUGCAGGUUUAUAUCUCCUGUCAUAGAAGAGUUAAGUGCGAAAUACCCCCAUGUAAAGACAUAUAAGAUUGACAUUGAUCAGGAAGGCCUUGGAAGCACAUUGGGCAAGCUAAAUAUUACUGCUGUGCCAACACUUCUUUUCUUUAAUAAUGGGGAAAAAGCAGCUGAAGUAAUUGGUGCCGAUGUUGCACGGUUGAAGGACACUAUGGAAAAACUUUACAAGAAGGACUGAAUGAAGAAAGAAGUUCUGGAGAAGUACUUUUGGCAAAGAUUUUCUUAUUAGAUGAGCUUGUAAUAUUCUCAAGACAGAAAGAUUGAGGAAAUGAUGGUAAGAUACUGCUUUUGUUCAGGCUGGCUUUCUUUUUUGGCCUUUCAAGGCAUUAUAUACAGAGUUGUUCUUAAUCAUCAGUAAAUUCACUACUUAAGAAUACUUUAGAGUGAAUAAAUAAGAAUUUAGAAGAGUUUGGUAUUUUUUUGCCAAAUCGAUUUGGUAAAAAUGGUCAUAAAAAAUGAAAACAAGAAGAUUAUUUUGUGUUUCGUGAUCUGAGAAUGCGUUCGGUAUCAUUUCCCUGAAAUAAUGCUAUGAA
Molecule: messenger RNA, 1047 nt
Organism: Pistacia vera
Lineage: Eukaryota; Viridiplantae; Streptophyta; Magnoliopsida; Sapindales; Anacardiaceae
Product: thioredoxin O2, mitochondrial-like
Exons: 7
Coding region: 108-692 (194 amino acids)
Source: RefSeq, a predicted model, not a curated record